CCUUGGAAGCUUUACAAGCCUGGAGGCAGCACUCCUUAGAUGGUAUAAAAACCCGCUAUUCACAGUGGUGUGUGGAGUGUAGCGCCCUUCUAAAAAAUGUCCAAAUACAGGCUCAGGAAAUCGAUAGGAUGGUACAGGCUUCCAAAAAGUUGUUAGCGUCAGUGGACGUCGAGUUUUUAAUGGGUUCCACGGACUUCACCAAAACAAUUGAUGACCAGCUGGAUGAGAUAAGAGCAGAUCUGGAGAAACAUGAGUUCAGCAGACGGAAGCUUCUAGAUUCUGUACAACAUGACCAAGUUGUUCCUAGACAGGUGACUGUGAAAGAAACAGCACAAGAACGUCAGGACUUAGAAGCAGCAGUCGGUGGGCAAAUGUCACCCCUACGUGUUACAAAGCCGACGCUGAGAUUCACAGAAACAGACGACAGGAAGCUGAGAAUCACUGACAGCGGCUGUGUGGUAGAGGGUAAGGGAUUGUCCAGGGUGUGGAGGUGGAGGAGAGCUGUGACAGACGGGCGUUACGAGACGGGCAGGUACUACUGGGAGGUACACAUCACCUGUUCACAUGACUGUAACUGUCGUGUAGGAGUGACACAGGAGAGCUGUGGUGUGAGGGGAAGGACAGACUCUGGCCGUAACUCCUGGUACACUGGGAUGGUGUACUGUGGUGAUGAGGUCAGGUGUUAUAGUCACAGUGGUGGUGGUGAGAUCAAACCUGGCUAUCUACAGUGGAGACGUUACACACGACCUCAUCACCUGGGUGUGUACCUGGACUGUGAUGACCAGUCACUGACAGUCCUGGACUGUGACAACAACCAGGUAAUGUACACUGACAGUGGUGUUGUCGUCACAGAGCCUCUCGUGCCAUCGGUUGGGUUUUGUGUCAGGUCUGGAUCUGUGUCUGUGUCUGCUCGUCUGGUAACGGGUGACUCUGCAACUCUACCUCAAGUUCUCUGUGAUAUGAUAAGCACUACCUGACCCUCGGGUAAUUAUUCAUUACAUCCUUUCCAUAAUAUUUUCAUGCGUUGAGGGAGACUGUUUUGUUAGGUUUUUUUUUUAAAAAAAGAAAGACCAGUUUGUGUAUUGAUGUUUUAGUUAAUGUGAGCAAUGUGGCUAAUUCAGUAUGUAUAGCUUGUUCUGCAAAGUGGUCAGUGAUCUGUCACAAGCUUACAGCUUGGUGUAGUUAUACACAGUCUGCUUCACUUGUCCUAAACAUCAAUGUCAGGUUUCUUUCAGACAAAAUACAUGUAGAUAAUGGCUGGGUUGUUUUAUUUUUUAGUAAUGGCGACUUGUAAAUCAGUAUAAUCAGGAAUGUCACUGAGCAAAACGGGUCACAGUUUAUACAUGACAAUUCAUAUUGUCAACAUGGUACAUGUUGUAAUUUUUGUUGUGUUAUGUAACUUUAAUUCCUAAAAAAAAACUAAAUGAGAGAAAUAUGCCUUACCCUUUUAGCUUAGACCGGAGUAUUGAUUUUCCUUAAUGAUUAUGUAUUAAAUCUUCAACGUGAAAAAUAUAUAUACCCUAACUUUCGUGUGGUACCUUGCCAUACCUCUACAUGCAGCUUGUACUUUUGUCUACAAUAUUCUCAGCUACCACUUUUUUAGCUGUAGUGGUUGAAAGUGAAGUCAUAACAUUUUCUUACCUUGGUAACCGUCAGUGAGGUGGGUAAGAACUCUGGCAAGGGGGGAAGUUUUCAGUUCUAUCCAAAACAAUUAAACCUCAGAUGUAUUUUAUUUUGACAUGUUAGAUGCAAAGUAGCACAGUAGAACUUGAUAGUGUAUGAAUAACUUAAAUGCCUCUGUGUCAGUUUUAUCCAAUCAGUCCUCCUUCUUCAGUUCGGAGGCAAGUCUUGGACCCAAUUUCCUGAAUUGCGCAUUUUUAACCUAUUAAAAGGACAAGUUUUAAAAUGUUUUGUUAGUAAUAUAUUUAUAUGAAUUUGGCACUAUAACCAAAAUCUUACAUGUCCAAUGACAAAAGUCAAAGUUCAGGGCUGUCUGUAGUAGCCCACCUGGGUUGAUACUCUACACGUAAGAGUUUGGGAUAGGAUGUUUUGUGGAGAAUGGGGUUUCUAUUUCUUUUCUGUCAAAAAGAAAAUUUGCAGAAAUGAACAUUUACCCUGUAUUACAUUAAAAUGCAACAAGUGUUGUCCUUAGAUUGUAAAAUUUUACCACCUCUACUCAGCUGCGCAGAAGUCAUGUAGGAAUUACUAAGCCUAUCCCCACUUGUACCUGUAGAAAUGAAUUACAAAAACUGAACAACUUUUUAUUAUUAAUGUUGCCCAGAGAGCACAUUUAAUCAAAUUUCAUCAAACGUGAGAAGCAGAUCAACUUUCAGACCUAUUUGAAACACAGCAUUAGCAUAUUUAAUGUUGUAAAGUCACUUUGCACAUAACAAAAUUGAAACACAUAAUCGUGCAUUGUACACUAUGUGUCAUACAUGUAUGUAGGUGUUUCAGAAUAUGUGACAAAAAUAACUUGCUACGUCUAAAUGUAUACACAUGGCUGUGACCUGAUACAGUCCUGGUCAAAUAAAUGCAAUAUCACACUCACCUGUGUAAAUAAAAUUUGGAAGUACAAGCCUGAUAAGUGUAAGGGUGAAAUUUUGCAUAAUUAACAGGGUGGGGAUGGGGGAGGUGGGUAGAUAGGGUUGGGGUUGUAAUGGUUGGGGAUAACCCAUGGUAAAUACAAAAAAGUAGUCCAGUUAAGACACGCACAACUUGACCUUAUCACAAUAAAGGUGAUCAGGCAAAAUUGGGAUUUUUGAUUUUAGUCAUGACAUCUUCUUACCUUUAUAACAUUCAUGGGGUGGGUAAUAACACUGGGCGGAGGGUUUUUAGUUCUAUCCAAAACAGAUUCUGAUAUAAUUUAACAGGAUGCAGUGCAGAAAUUUAAAGUGUGUCUUUGUGGCAGUUUUAUCCAGUUUUAUCAGCGCUUGUUCACACUUCAUUUCGGAGGCAUAUCUUGGACACAAUUGCCCGAAUGGCGCAUGUAUAACCCAUAAGGUGUACUGGGAGUAUACUUGAGGCACAUCUGAGGUGUACCCUUGAGGUAGGACAUAUAUGAUGGUGUGUCUGAGGUAUACAUGUACUUGGGGUUGUAGGCCAACAUGUAUGUGAGGUGUAUUGAAGGUGAACCUGAGGUACUAUGGUUGGUAAAAAGAUGAUAGCUGAGGUGUGUCUGAGGUAUAGGUGGAGGUAUAGCUCAGGUAUAUGCUAUUGGCAAGAGGGAUGUACCUGAGUGUAACAUUUAUUACACUGUUUUCACUUUUAUUUUGGUAAAAAACAAUCUCAAAACCCUAAGCUAAUGGCUAUAUCAAUUAUAGAUAAAGUUGUAAAUUUGUAAGUGCAUGCAGUAUUUUGUUUGCAGUUUCAGUAAUUUUCAGCUGAUUUUUGUAUGUGCUCACACAAAUUCAGCCCCAAGAAGUAUCAGUCAGUGCACAUUUGGGUUCCUUUCCCACAGCCUGGAAAAGGACAUUCUCAUGUGCAGUAAUCUCUGAAUAAUCAAGGAAAAAGCUACAUUUAUCCAUGCUCUUUUGUUGGACAAUUUUUGUACAAUGAAUGGCAAGUGUGUAUUGGGUGAGACAAAGUCUUAUAUUUAUUUUGUAAACCUUUUUUUUGGACAAAAAAUUGUAAUUUUGUAGUCAUCAUUUUGUUUGAGGUAAAAUGCCUGAAUCUGAUCUCUAAUUUGAAAACUUAGAGAAUUUGGGAAGAAUUUGAAAAAAAGUUUCUUCCCACCAUAAUGCUGGCAGCUGUCGUAUAAGUAUGUAUGGCAUAAAAUACCAGUUAAAUAACUCAAAUCUUGAUAUCAUUGUUUCCUGUAUGUUUAGCUUUUUUAUUUAAUUUGUUUAUUGAAGCUUUGCCUUUACUAACAAAUUGUCACUACAUGUACCUGGCCAUAGUUUGAGUAAAUACAUCAACAGUAUUUUGCAUUGGAGUAUUAUAAACAUGUCACAUGUUCACAAUAUUAAACAUUUUGUGAUGUUUAUCAGCUGUCAGCACACAAUAUAAACAUGUGUUUAUUAAAAAAAUAUAUAAAAAAAAUGUCUUUUUCCUAAUAUAUCGACCUCAUUACUAAGUGAAUAUCUGAUGUGUUUACCCUAAUAAACACAUCUCUUAGUUGCUUAACAUGUUUCUUUCAUGAAUAAAAACCAAUACUUGUUUUAAAACUCUAACAGAAAUGUGUUUAAAAGCUAAACUCUUUUUUUAGUAUGUAAGCAAUGUGAGGAAGGAUGCUAAGUAUUUAUAUUAUCAAUUAUAAAUAUUUCCUUUCAACGAGAUUUCCUUGUAAGUGCUGUGAUGUAAGAUAAUAUGCAUUACUGCACAUUGUAUUCACUGCCCCGGUUGAUCCAUAUCAUGUAAGUAAUACACCGUGUCUGGUGAUUACAUAUGAUGACAUUGUGAUGAUUUCGCCCAGUGCAAGUCAUAUGUUUUAGCUGUAUUAUAUACUUUUCUUAAUACAUGUAUAUACGUUGAUUACAUGUAUGCUGUGUGUCAGUUGUUAAAGGAUUUUGUUCAGAACAUAGAUUGUGUUUGACUUGGAUGUGCUUAGUCCGGCAAACUGAUAGGUGUAAAGUUGUUCCACUGCGUUUCUUUGGUUUUUGUUUUCAAAUUUGAUGUAAAUAAGCCUGCCCAGAAUUUUUCAGUGAUAAACCUGAUCAAUUGUGCUGUACAUGUAUUAACGUUGAUUCUCUUUUAUUUCUUACAUGUAUGAAUAACUACAACAUGAGCUAUCUCCUUCUUGUGUUUAAG
Messenger RNA from Liolophura sinensis, 4746 nucleotides. RefSeq lists its product as uncharacterized. The transcript is spliced from 4 exons. NCBI's taxonomy places the organism in Eukaryota, Metazoa, Mollusca, Polyplacophora, Chitonida, Chitonidae. Bases 129 to 977 code for a protein of 282 amino acids. Gene Ontology annotation, molecular function: protein binding. The record is from RefSeq and is a predicted model, not a curated record.